Messenger RNA from Agrilus planipennis (emerald ash borer), 3615 nucleotides. RefSeq names its product RNA helicase aquarius. The transcript is spliced from 17 exons. Lineage: Eukaryota; Metazoa; Arthropoda; Insecta; Coleoptera; Buprestidae. The record is from RefSeq and is a predicted model, not a curated record. Gene Ontology annotation, cellular component: catalytic step 2 spliceosome. Bases 14 to 3511 code for a protein of 1165 amino acids. Gene Ontology annotation, molecular function: mRNA binding; helicase activity.
ACAGUUACUGGAUAUGUUAAAGUUUUACGCACGUUUUGAAAUCAAUGAUGAAUCUGGAGAUCCCUUAACAGAUCAUGAUAUGACGCAAAUUCAUUACAGGAAAAUAACAUCAUUACAAAAAGCUGCGUUCGCUAAAUUUCCAGAGCUUCGAAUGUUUGCUUUGGCUAAUGUUGCAAGUGUCGAUACUAGAAAUUCCCUUAUAAAACAUUUUGGUCCAUUGAGCCAAGAAAAGCUGCGGGCUAUAGCUACAUAUUUAAACUUAGUACCGGCUCCUGAAGAAGAAAAAUUGAUAAACUGGUGCAGAUUGGAUGAAACGUUCCUUAGGGAAUUACUGAUUUCUAGGCAUGAACGUAGGGUGUCUCAACUUGAGGCCUUAAACGAGAUGCCCUUGUAUCCUACUGAAGAUGUCAUUUGGAACGAAAACGUUGUACCAACAGCAUAUUUUUCGGGAGAGGGAUGUCUUGCUUUACCCAAACUUAAUUUACAAUUUUUGACGCUGCAUGAUUAUUUGUUACGGAAUUUUAAUUUAUUCAGACUUGAAUCUACAUACGAAAUAAGACAAGAUAUCGAAGACGCUGUCAGCAGACUUUGUCCAUGGAAAUCUGAAGAUGGCGGUGUUUAUUGGGGUGGUUGGGCCAGAAUGGCGCAGCCCAUUAUCAAUUUUGCUGUCGUGGAAGUUUCAAAGCCAAACAUUGGCGAGAAAAAGCCUAGCAGAGUUAGAGCAGACAUUACAGUUAACUUAUCAAUUCGACCGGAAGUAAAAGCUGAAUGGGAAAACCUACGGAAACAUGACGUGUGUUUUUUGAUAUCAGUAAAUCCUCCCAACACAAUCGGAACUCGUUAUGAUUACAAACAACCCUUCAUUCCACAAGUUGGUUUGCACUAUGUAAGGGGUUGCGAAGUGGAAGGGAUGCUAGACAGUAACGGCAGGGUGAUAGAGGACGGUCCAGAACCUAGACCUCAACUACCUGGGGAUAAAAGAACCUAUAGGGUUUGGCUGGAUUGUAAUCAAUACAGGGACGAUAUGAACAGGGCCAAUGAAGGACACGAAGAUGUCUACGAAGGUUUUAAUAUUUUGAUGCGUAGGAAACCCAAGGAAAAUAACUUUAAGGCUGUGUUGGAAACAAUUAGAGAACUUAUGAACACUGAAUGUGUUGUUCCUGAUUGGCUUCACGAUAUUAUUCUGGGAUAUGGGGAUCCCAGUGCAGCUCAUUAUACCAAAAUGCCCAACCAGAUAUCUACCACCGAUUUUAAUGAUACUUUUAUUGAUAUGGAUCAUCUAAGGUCUUGCUUCCCUGAUUAUGAAAUCAAAGUGAACACUGAUAAUCCCGAGAAGUUGAAACGUCCUUUCAAAUUAAGUUUUAAGGAUCUGGGUCGAGAAAAUGAAGAAAAAGAAGAAAAAGUUUUGGUAGUUGAGCCCCACGUAAUACCAAGCAGGGGACCUUAUUUAUUUAAUGAACCAAAAAAAAAUUCUAUAGCAUUCACUUCCACACAAGUCGAAGCAAUUAAGGCUGGAAUGCAACCAGGUCUAACAUUAGUCGUGGGGCCGCCUGGUACCGGAAAAACAGACGUUGCCGUGCAAAUUAUUUCGAAUAUUUAUCACAACUUUCCUAAUCAACGCACCCUCAUUGUAACACAUUCCAAUCAAGCUUUGAAUCAACUGUUCGAUAAAAUCGUCGCUUUGGAUAUUGAUGAGAGACAUCUUCUUCGUUUAGGUCAUGGUGAAGAAGCCUUGGAGACUGAAAAAGACUUUAGCAGAUAUGGAAGAGUGAAUUACGUUUUGGCGAAACGUCUGGAUUUGUUGGUCGAGGUGGAACGAUUACAGAAGUCCCUCGACGUCCCCGGAGAUGUGGCAUAUACGUGCGAAACGGCUGGUUACUUCUUUCUAUACCAGGUUCUUUCCCGAUGGGAACACUACGAAAGUAUUAUCCGUCCCAAAAGUGGGAAACUACCAGCAUCCAUACAAACUAUUGCAGACGAAUUUCCCUUCCGAAAUUUCUUUGAAAACGCUCCCCAACCCUUAUUCAAAGGCAAGUCUUAUGAAGAAGACUUAGAAAUAGCUGAAAGUUGCUUCAGAUACAUAAAACACAUGUUCGACGAAUUGGAAGAGUUCAGGGCGUUUGAAUUGCUUCGAUCCGGUUUAGACAGAUCUAAAUAUCUUCUAGUCAAAGAGGCCAAAAUCAUUGCAAUGACCUGUACCCAUGCGGCAUUGAAGCGAAAGGAAUUGGUCGAUAUGGGUUUUAAAUAUGAUAAUAUACUUAUGGAAGAAGCUGCCCAAAUAUUGGAGAUCGAAACAUUCAUUCCAUUGCUACUCCAAAAUCCUGAAGACGGUUACAAUCAGCUGAAACGUUGGAUAAUGAUAGGAGACCACCAUCAGUUGCCGCCAGUCAUAAAAAAUAUGGCCUUCCAAAAAUAUUCUAACAUGGAACAGAGUCUUUUUACAAGACUUGUAAGGCUUGGAGUCCCAACUGUUGAACUUGAUGGACAAGGGAGAGCUAGACCAAGCAUCUGCAAUUUAUAUAAUUGGCGGUAUAAAAAUUUGGGUAAUUUACCGCACGUGGAAUUAUGGGAAGAGUAUAAAAGGGCAAAUCCUGGAUUUGCUUUCGAUUUUCAACUUAUUAAUGUGGAAGACUUUAACGGAACUGGAGAGACAGAACCAAAUCCAUAUUUUUAUCAGAAUUUGGCAGAGGCAGAAUAUUGUGUUGCUGUUUUCAUGUUUAUGCGUCUCAUUGGUUAUCCGGCUCACAAAAUAUCAAUUCUAACCACUUACAAUGGACAAAAACAUUUAAUUAGAGACGUAAUAAAUAGUAGAUGUGCUGAUAAUCCCCUCAUUGGUCGACCUCAUAAGGUAACUACCGUUGACAAGUACCAAGGUCAGCAAAACGAUUAUAUUUUACUCUCUUUGGUUCGAACUAAAGCCGUUGGACACUUACGUGAUGUUAGGCGAUUGGUUGUAGCCAUGUCUCGAGCAAGACUUGGCCUUUACGUCUUUGCACGAGUGUCUCUGUUUAGGAAUUGCUUCGAACUGAUGCCAGCUUUUCAUCAGCUUACGCAAAGACCAACACAAUUGCAUCUGGUGCUGAACGAACCACAUCCUACGACGAGGUACAGUAAUCAACCUUUAACCUCCCCUCCCUUUGUUGUUUUAGAUAUGCCUCAUAUGGCUAACUUUGUCUAUCAGUAUUAUAUGGAAAAAGUGAAAGUUAUGAAAGCUUAUUAUAAGCAGAUGAAAUGGGAAGAACCAGGGAAAUGUGCCGUUUCUGAGCAUGAAGGAUUUAUUUCUUCCCACCCUGGGGAGGACAGAGAUUCAGAUAGUGAUGAGGAAGAAAAAGAACAAAAAAAGUUUCCUAAACCUAUCGAAGAAGAACCUAUAGACAAUAAUAGUAAAGAAUCCGAAGAGAUAGAGAUACAAAACACUAUUGAAGAAAAUCCAGAAGCAAAUGAAAAGUGUGAAGAAUUCCAGUCUGAAAUGCAGCAGGAAAAAGAAAAUGAUGAAGAUAAUGACAAUUAGUUAUGCGGAAGUUAUUUUUAAGAUUAACUUUCUAGUUCAUAUAAAGUUUAACAAAAAUGAAUUAUUGUUUAUUUUCCUUUUUUUAAGAAAAGACAUCUUUACUA